This is a messenger RNA of Hibiscus syriacus, 2316 nucleotides long. RefSeq names its product PTI1-like tyrosine-protein kinase 3. Gene Ontology annotation, biological process: protein phosphorylation. The record is from RefSeq and is a predicted model, not a curated record. The coding region runs from base 251 to 2134 and encodes 627 amino acids. Lineage: Eukaryota; Viridiplantae; Streptophyta; Magnoliopsida; Malvales; Malvaceae. Gene Ontology annotation, molecular function: protein kinase activity; ATP binding. The transcript is spliced from 10 exons.
UUGUUUGUCUUUGUUCCAUGAUUCACAGAGUUGUUGGUUAUCUUCACUUGGUUUUCAAAUGAAAAUAUGUUAAUGGUGUUUCAUUUAUAAUCGCACAGUGUUAACUAGUUUUCUGGGCUACUUUUUUGGGACAACUCGACUGUGGAGAUGGAGCUUCUGAGAUUGAAAUGUUUGUAAUUUUGUCCUCGGAAAUUCAUAAGAAGGUAUGCUUUGGUUUUAAGAUAAUUAGUGAGGGUGAAGUUAAGAAAAGAUGCCCCCUGAGAAGAGAAAUGUGGUGGUUGGGAUUCGAUUAGACGGGCAAAGCAGGGAUUUGCUUAGUUGGGCUCUUGUAAAAGUUGCAGAACCUGGUGAUUGUGUUGUUGCACUUCAUGUCUCCCCCAGUUUUGAUAAUGCUUUGGGAGAGAAUUUGUUGUUAGAGGCUUAUUUAGAAGCAUAUGAAGACCUAUGCUCUAUGAAGAAGAUAGGUCUUAAAGGCCAGAUUUUCAAAGGAAAUUCAACUCGAAAUGUUUUGAUUCGAGAAGCAAACAACUAUGCUGCUGUAGCUUUAGUUCUCGGCACAGGCAAACAUUGUGCACUCGGGGGUUGGACUUCCACUGCUCAAUAUUGCGCAAGAAGGUUGCCGGCAACGACUGAUGUUGUCGCUAUCUACAAUGGGAAAUUUGUCUUCAGUAGGUCCAACAAUAAUCAACUGCCAGGUUUUACCGGUGAUCCAAGACCAAGUCUUUGUUUGAUUGAAAACAGUGUUGCUAGAGAAUGGGAAUCAGAAUAUGGUGAUUCCGAUGUAGGGUCAGAGAUAUCGAGUUUUGAAGGGAUUCAAAGCUUGAAAGAUGAAUCAAGAACCAGUAGUGAAGAUCCGAAGAUAUCCCAGUCCAUUUGGGUUCCUGAAGGUAAAUAUAUAGACUGUAAGCCUGGCUGGCCCCUCCUCCUGAGGACUGCUUGUCCAGCAACACCGCAAGCAAAGCUAGCCAGGAGUAUCUCAGUUGUUAACUGGGUAAUGAAUUUACCGAGUCGUUCGCCUUAUCGUAGUCCUAGAUGUUCUACCAUCAAAGAAGAGCCAUUGGAAGUUGAAUUCCGUGGCAGUGAAGAUGAGAAUAUGUCAUCUGAAUUGCGGAAACACUUGGAGAAACUCUUGAAAACGAACUCAUCUAAUUGCAAGUGGUUCACUUAUAAUGUCCUCAAAGCUGCAACAUCCCAAUUCUCCCCAGAGAAUCUGAUCGGAAAAGGCCCCAGCAACCUUGUUUACAAGGGUAUCCUCCCGGAUGACAAGGCUGUUGCUGUUAAGAUUCUCAAGUCAUCAAAAGAGGCCUGCAAAAGUUUCGCCAAUGAAAUUGAAAUAAUCAUGUCGCUGAAUCAUAAGCACGUCAUGCCUCUAAUCGGUGUGUGCAUUAGCGAUCACGAGCUAUUAUUUGUCUAUGACUUAUCAUCCAAGGGAAGCUUGGAAGAAGUUGUGCACGGAAAGAAUAAAGAAAAACAUGGGUUGACAUUGGAAGUGAGAUAUAAGAUUGCUGUUGGGAUUGCUGAAGGCCUAAAUUACCUACACAACCAGUCUCCUCAACCUGUUAUUCAUCGUGAUGUCAAGUCUUCAAACAUUCUUCUUUCAGAUAAGCUUGAACCAAAGUUAUCCGACUUUGGGCUAGCAAUAUGGGGACCAACUGGUUCAUCAUUUUUCACACAAACUGAUGUUGUUGGAACAUUUGGGUAUUUAGCUCCAGAAUAUUUCAUGUAUGGUAAACUUUGUGACAAGGUGGAUGUGUAUGCUUUUGGUGUUAUUCUACUUGAACUGCUGUCCGGGAAAAGACCAAUAAACUUUGAGAACCCCGAGGGCCAGCAGAGCUUGGUCAUGUGGGCAAAGAAAAUAAUAGAGAGCAAGGAUAUGAAGCGGCUACUGGACCCCGACUUGAAUGGAAACGUGGACGAGACUCGGAUGCAUAUACUGGUUGGAGCAGCAACCCUGUGCAUAACUCAAUCGGCUCGACUCCGGCCGAAGAUGAGUGAGAUACUGGAGCUCUUAAGAGGGGAAACAACUGUUGCUCGCAAAAUAGCAGACCAACAAAAAGACCAAGAUCAAAAUGAUGAUGAAGUUUAUCCGAAUUCCAAGGCAGAGUUACAUUUAAGUCUUCUUGAUGCUCGAUGAUUCAUUUCCAUGGAGGAAUAUUUAAAAGAAAGAUGGAGGCGAGCGAGUUUCAAUUACAUUACUGCCAUGUCAAGAACUAAAAGCUGACAGCUUGUGGAAAACCCAGUUUUGGGAAUGUCUAAAAACAUGAACAGUUGGGUAUUUAUGCUGUGCACCGGUUAAAAAACAACUAAAAAUUAACU